GUAUGUCAGAGCAAUCAAUAUCCGAUGUUCUCAGUGGAGCAUUUGCAGGAGUAUGUUUUAGACUUUUUGGACAUCCUUUUGAGUAAAAAAUCUUAUAUAUAUUGUAGUACUAUUAAGGUGAGAAUGAUUAUGGGAAACUCAAAAAAGUCAAUUUUUAGAACGGGUUUGGACAUUUAUAAAAAAGAAGGAGUAAUGAAUUAUUUCAGCUUAGUUUAAAGCUUAUUAUAAAGGAAUGCUAUCUCCAAUAUUGGCUGAAGUACCUUGUAAUGCAGUAAUGUUUGCAGUAUAUGAAGCAGUAUAUCGUGAGCUUUGUCCUUAUCCAUACAGUAAUCAACCAUAAUUUGCUUCAUGUAAGAUAAAAUUUCUAUAAUAGGGCUAAUUGCUGGUGGAGUCAGUGGAGUAGCUUAUGCAAUGGUAGUAUGUCCAGCUGAGAUGAUUAAAUGUUUACUUCAAAUGCAAAUAAAAAAUAUUGAUAAUGAAUUGAGGUCUCCAUUAAGAUGUGUAAUCACCUUAUUAUAGAGAGAGGGCAUUAGAGGAUUGUUCAAAGGAUUAGUGGCUACAAUAAUUAGAGAUGUCCCUUAGAAUGCAGGUAUUUAUUAAUUCUAUAAGCUUUUUAGCUUUCUUUACAACAUAUGAAUAUACAAAAUAUUUAUUCAAACAAAGGAAUAGCUCAGAUGAUAUUAAUUUUUGGUAGGCAUUAGUUUGUGGAGGGUUGAGUGGUAUAGCUUGUUGUCUUGCUUCAUAUCCUUUGGAUGUUGUUAAAACUUAACUAUAAUGUGAGGCUGCUUUGUUCAAAUCUCAAAGAAAAUUCAGACCUUUAUUGAUGGAUGGAGGUGUAAUUAUGUGUACUACACACAUUUUACAAAAAAACGGAAUCAUGGGUAAUUUAAAUUAUAUAAAAUAUAGGUUUCUUUAAUGGAAUCUAAAGUUGUCUUAUUUAUUAUUUAAUUGGAUGUUCUGCCUAAUUUACAGGUUAUUAUUAUGCAUAAUAACUUUUCAAAUAAGCACUUCCUAUUUAUUGA
Molecule: messenger RNA, 1022 nt
Organism: Paramecium pentaurelia
Lineage: Eukaryota; Ciliophora; Oligohymenophorea; Peniculida; Parameciidae
Source: the annotation of a GenBank genome assembly